Messenger RNA from Aethalodelphis obliquidens (Pacific white-sided dolphin), 2215 nucleotides. RefSeq names its product ring finger protein 224 (gene RNF224). NCBI's taxonomy places the organism in Eukaryota, Metazoa, Chordata, Mammalia, Artiodactyla, Delphinidae. The coding region runs from base 1722 to 2192 and encodes 156 amino acids. The record is from RefSeq and is a predicted model, not a curated record. The transcript is spliced from 2 exons.
CUCUCAGGUUGGCCCAGAGGCUGGACAGGAAGGCUGGUCGGGCCUGGGUUUGAGCUGCCCUGCAUUCCCUGGGGCCGAGGGUGAGCAUGGGAAACAAGAGAGUCUGCGGGUCACACAGCAGGAGCAUGCUGGGCCUGGAACCAGGAGUAGAGCCCGAGAGAAGCCUCCAGGAGGAGGACUCUGCUGGCAGCACAGUGGUGGGCGGCACCAGCGCGGGCAGGUUUCCAGGAGUGGAAGCCCAGGUGGCCAGCACCGAGCCUGCCCACCCGUGACUCACUGCCCUGCCUCGGCCGGGGUGUUUUCCUGGUUUCCCACAGAACAUCCAAUUCCUGAACAUCUGCCGUGUGCUUCUCCCCGCUGUCCUGCCUCUGGGGCCUGGGCUUUGUGGAGGUGGGCAGAGAAGGCGCUGGGCCAGACCCAUCCCCCACCUGUCCAAGCAGCACAGCGCACCUCGUCAGGGGCAUGUGGGGAGCUGAGCCGUUUGGCACGGGGGUGAGGCCGGGAUGCCGGUGUGAAGACUGAGCAGCGAGGCCGGUACCGGGCACACCGAUGUUUCCGGGACCAGGCAGAGAGAGCCGGAGGAGGCCAAGCUGGCCCCGCAGGAUGGACGUGUCCUGGUGCCAGCCUUCCCCCGACCCCUGGUGACUGGCCACACGGCAGGACUGGUCCCUGGGCGUGGGCAGGCGUGUCACUGGCCUGACUCCACGGGGCUCAGGCUCCCGGCCCUGCCCCAUGACUGGCCCGCACAGGAAGAUGACCCCACCUGGGCCAGUCACCAAAAACCCAUCUGACCAGCUCAGGAGGCGGGGGCCUGCCGGGAUGGCAGGAGUAAGGAGGGGACCCUCUGGGCCUGGCUUCCUCUAGCGGGACAGAGAGGGUUCUGGGGUCCUGACCUCAACCCACCCUUCCCAACACACCCCAUUCUGCUAUGUCACUGGGCUGGCCCCAGAGCUUUGGCCAGGCAGAGGCCAGGGGGAGGUGGCCUCUGAGGAGGGCAUCUGGAGCUGCCCGCGGUGCCCUGCACCUCAGAGAGUUUCUGGGUGGUCUCUGUAUGAGUGGGGAUCUCUACUCCUGUGCUGGAGGGCCUCCUUGCAGCCUUACGGGGCUGGCUUGUGAUGGGAACGUGACAGGCCUAGCCCAGACAGGGACAGAGGCAAUGGGACAAAUCAACAUGGACACGCACACCGUGCCUGUCCCUGAGCCACAGAGCAGAAGGACCCCUCAGAGCUCUGAGCUGGUGGGGGUCCUGGCAGGCUUCCUGGAGGAGGUGACGCUUGAACUAAGAGCUGAAGAACAGGCAUCACCCAGGUCAAAGCCAAAAAGCUUUCCCAUCGUGAGGUGGGGGUGGAGUAUGAGUGCGGGUGGGGUGGGCACAGGUCUGGGUGGACGAAGCGGGAAGAUGGGCAAAGUUGAGUGGCAAAGCCAGGCCUGGGUGAGGGGUUAGUGGAGCUGGGUCUGCGCACGAAGGGGGCGGGGCAGGCAGAGUGGGGGGGGCCCUUAUCUCCUGAUGAGUUGGUGGUGCCGGUGGAUCCAGUUGCAAGCUCUUUGUGGCUGAAAGGGGAGCCCACGCCUGCCCACAGCCACCACCUGCCUCCCUGCUGACUGGUCCGUGGUAGGCCAGUAACGCGAGCCCCAAGGAGGGAGCCGCAGGGCGCCCUGGGUCCCCCCUACGCCCAGCCACCCUCUGGCUGGACAUAGCCAUCCAGCAGAGCGGAUGCAGGAUGCUGCCGCCAGAGGGUCCCCGGGCCUCCGAAGAGGGCACAGCCGCUGGGCCCCAGCGAGGUGACUGCGUCAUCUGCUACUCAGCCUAUGACCUCACUGGGCACCUACCCCGCCGCCUCUACUGUGGUCACACCUUCUGCCAGGCGUGCGUGCGGCGGCUGGACACGCCAGCCCACGAGCAGCGCUGGAUCCCCUGCCCGCAGUGCCGCCAGAGCACACCCACGCCCCGUGGAGGGGUGGCCAUGCUGGACCUCGACCUGGCUGCCUUCCUGGCCGUCAGGGCCGAGCGGGAGCCGCCUCGCACAGAACCCCAGCCCCCCACGCCCCUCAAAGGCAGCACCGCCAUCACUCAGCAGCCGGCCAGGCUUUGGCCUGCCUUGGGCCCCCAGCCCCACUUCCCCCAGCCCAGAUGCUGCUUCUGGGGCUGCAGCGGCCUCUGCUGGGACCCCCCAGGCAGCCCCGAGGCCUGAGCUCCGGCCGGUCUGCAGCACGC